Gossypium raimondii (Peruvian cotton) is the source of this 2413-nucleotide messenger RNA. Its product is annotated as cyclin-T1-5. Gene Ontology annotation, cellular component: nucleus; cyclin/CDK positive transcription elongation factor complex. Gene Ontology annotation, molecular function: cyclin-dependent protein serine/threonine kinase activator activity. The record is from RefSeq and is a predicted model, not a curated record. NCBI's taxonomy places the organism in Eukaryota, Viridiplantae, Streptophyta, Magnoliopsida, Malvales, Malvaceae. The transcript has 6 exons. Gene Ontology annotation, biological process: regulation of transcription by RNA polymerase II; positive regulation of DNA-templated transcription, elongation. The coding region runs from base 588 to 2183 and encodes 531 amino acids.
GUUGGUAUUUUUCAAGAAAAGAAAUAGAAGAAAAUUCCCCAUCAAGAAUGGAUGGUAUUGAUUUGAAGAAAGAGACAUACUUGCGCAAGUCGUAUUGUACAUUUUUGCAGGAUUUGGGCAUGAGGCUGAAAGUGAUGCCUUUGGUGAGCGAUUGUUGGAUCUCUAUGGCUUGCUGUGAUGAAACUAUAGAAGAAUCUAGACAAGUGGUUGUUUGGGAGUAGAGUGACGUAGGAAAUGGUAUUGUGCAUGCAUGUCGGCACUCAUGCAUGUGUGUGUCUGUAGUCUGUCAUUCUUUCUAUUAUUGGCAAUCUUUUGACACUCUGUGUGGUUUAACUCGUAGUAAAAGCUACUCAUGCACAUAUACAUGUAAAUUGUGUGUGUGUCUAUGAGUGUGAAUAUCUGUCAUCCUUUUCCACAUUAUAUUUCUGGGAAAGGUGUCUAUAUCAGUUAUAAAUAACUAAAGGGUGUUGUUCAAGGAGGGCUUUUUCAUAUUUGACUAGGUUUGAUCUAUAGAGAGUUAAAUCAAGCCCUGACAGUGUGACAUUACUUGUAUUGAUAAUAUUUGGAUCUUUGUUGGCUAUCAUUGAAUGAAUUUGACUCCGUUUCUUAUCUGGCAAAGGCCUCAGGUAACAAUAGCUACAGCAAUAAUCUUUUGUCACCGCUUCUUCAUUCGACAAUCACAUGUGAAAAAUGAUAGAAGGACCAUUGCUACUGUGUGUAUGUUCCUAGCUGGGAAAGUUGAAGAGACACCUCGUCCAUUAAAGGAUGUUAUUCUCGUUUCCUAUGAGAUAAUACACAAAAAAGAUCCUGCUGCAGCUCAGAGGAUCAAACAGAAGGAAGUGUAUGAACAACAAAAGGAGCUAAUUUUAAUUGGGGAGAGGGUUGUGCUUGCCACUUUGGGGUUUGACCUCAACGUUCACCAUCCAUAUAAACCUCUUGUUGAGGCUAUAAAGAAAUUCAAGGUUGCUCAGAAUGCUCUUGCCCAAGUCGCAUGGAAUUUUGUUAACGACGGGUUGAGGACGUCACUCUGCCUCCAAUUUAAGCCUCAUCAUAUUGCAGCUGGUGCUAUUUUCCUCGCUGCCAAGUUCCUCAAAGUAAAGCUUCCGUCAGAUGGUGAGAAGGUCUGGUGGCAAGAAUUUGACGUCACCCCACGCCAGUUGGAAGAGGUUAGCAAUCAAAUGCUGGAACUUUAUGAGCAAAACCGAGUACCCCCAUCUCAGGGUAGUGAAGUAGAAGGAGGUGGUGUCGGUGGUGAUACAUCUCAUCGAACACCGGCUAAACAUCCAUCGGGAAGUGAGGAAAAACAAGUAUCUUCACGGUCAGUGGCCGACCACUCAUCUGUUGACAAACAUGGUAUGUCAACAAGGACUGCCCAAAAUCAAAAUAGUGCUAAUGGUGAGAUGGGAGGUGUUAUUACUGAUCACAAGUUGGAUACUGAGACCAAGGAUGGUAAUCAACAUCAUGAGCUAUUACCGCAUAAGGAGCACAUGAGGGAAGUUUCAAAUAAAUCUAGGUCUGGAACGGAGCGAACCGGGGGAGAAGACCAGGAAAGAACUGGCGGAAGAAAUGACACUGCAGAAACCGGUGAAUGGAGAGAUGAGGGAGCAUCACGUAAGGGUAGCGGUGUGGUUGGGCGAAACUUGGACAUUCGGGAAGGACCUGUUGGCCAGUCACCCAAAGAAGCUAUUAAAAUAGACAAAAAUAAGUUGAAGGCUGCGCUUGAGAAAAGAAGGAAGUCGCGUGGGGAAACGAUGAAGAAAAAGGAUGUCAUGGACGAAGACGAUCUUAUCGAGAGGGAACUAGAGGAUGGGGUUGAAUUGGCUGUGGAAGAUGAGAAAAUCAAGCGAGAACGACAGAACUGGUCUAGAAAUGAGAAUCAAGAUCAUGUUAAGGACCAUGGGGAAAUGGGAGAAGCGAACCACUACAUUACAAAAGGGCAAUCAUCUCAGGGAUUUGAAACAGAGGCUGCCGAAGAAGGAGAAAUGCUGGAUGAUGCUUCUCCAAAAGUAAAUCCCCGAAAGCGAAAAGGUGGAAGCCCACCAGAGAGGCAAUCUGAAGGGAAGAAACGUCAUGAGUACACAUCAAGUUACAACCACGACACCGUAGAAGACGGGCCAAAAAGUGGUCGUAAUAGUUAUCCGGAUAAAGAAUAUCGAAGGCAUGCACACGAGAAUCAUUUCUGAGGCAGUAUUAACAGUAAGUCCACGCAUUUUGAUUUAUUAAUGAGCGUAUGAUAUUGGAAAACUGGUUUCUGACUGAUUUUCGAACCUCGCUUUCCAUGUACAAAAAAUUAAAUUCUGAUUUUGAUUGCCUACACUGGCUUUUAUAUCUUGACUGUAACAGAAUGUUCGGAACGAGGAUGCUUAGGCUUGAAGAAGAGAAAGUAAAAGAGGCAAUUAAUUUAUUUACUUCA